CGCAUAUGCGGAGAGAAAAGUUGGAGAAAAAUUACUAAACAAAUAACGCACUAAGCUGACAUAGAUAGAUCUUCCACUUGUGGCCUUCUGGCCAAAACGGAAUUUCCAAUCGACAUCGGAAGAUCAACAUCCAGAUAAAGGCUACCACCAUGAACGAAACACUGAGAAUAUUCCUCACUCUCCUCACGAAGGCUUAUCAAGUCCGUACGAAAUGCUGGAUCCGCACCAUCGUAGCCCAAAUAUUGCUUCCAAUAGUUUUCUUCCUUAUCGCACAGACUGUUAGAUUAUUAAGCGAUAAUUCAGCGAAAGAAAUAAAUUACACAACUUAUCAUGAGAUUCAACCCAAACAAAGUAUUCUAGCCCAAUCUUCCGAGCUGGGAAUGCUUCGUUUUACGCCGAAGACAAAUGCAACAAUUGACUUGAUUAAAUACACGAUAGAGUGCCUAGGAAAUCCAAAUCUCAACUUCAGUGGUGCUGUAGACGAGGAAACGAUGGUGAAGAAUCUGACCAUGGACCAAGUUGAAAAUUUUCCUGUUGAAUCUUUGGGAAUUGUUUUCGAGACGAUCAUCGACGAUUCAGUAGCCACUAAUUUCAAGUAUAAAUUUAGAACGAAAGGUGCCCUGCAGAAAGAUUUAUACGACCCCGAGGAGAAUGGCAAUAUAGCAAAUAAUUUUAUGUGGCCUCCUCCUGUGGUGCCCGUUCAACUGUGUCUCGAUGAAGCCUACAUCAACUGGGUGUCAACGAAAUUUUCCUCAGAACCAAGGCAGUUCGAGCCGAACAUCUCAAUCCAGCAAAUGCCUUAUCCUCCGUACACAAAGGUCGAUAGGGGAACGGCAAUUGGAGGAAAAAUUUUCUCCGAGAUCAUAAAAUUCGUCUUCCUGAUCAUUCUCUGCGUCGAGAUUGCAUACCCUGCUAAUGAGAAACAUAUUGGGAUUAAUAUCCUCAUGUUUGUCAAUGGAGUUACCGCCAGGAUGAAUCUCCUCAGUUGGUUCAUGAGUGCAGUGGUGCUUAGCACUUUCUACCUGGCUCCGUUUGUGCUGAUUAUGAGACACUUCAUGCCACCAGAUGUCAUUCCAUUCUUGACCUUUGGGAACCCGUUUAUUGUUUGGAUGGUGCUGUUCAUUAACUUCUGCCAUAUGCUCUCCUUUGGUUAUCAUUUGUCGUCGUAUUUCUGGAAACCAUCAAAUGGCAUCUUUGCAACCUUCACGUUCCUCGCCAUACUAAAUAAUAUUGCCAAUUUUGCUACCUCUGCUGCCGCUCGACACGUUUUCCUGUACAUUGGUUUAAUAUGUCCGUCCACUCUCCUACAAAGAAUGUUCGACGAAAUAACAGUUUACGAGAGCAAGCUCGUUGGCAUCAGCUGGUCGAACAUGUUCUCACUCGGUACUGUAGAUGCCCCAGCAGAAGGAAGUGUCGGAGUGAUGUUGAUCUUCUCCAUCAUCGGUAUUCUCUUCAACUUUCACAUGACUCUCUACAUUUACGCAGUACGUCCAGGAAAAUAUGGUGUAAGCCGUAACCCAUUCUCCUGGUUCCGAAAUAAAAGCAAGAUCCAACAUGACGAGAACAAAGUAGACUUUGAAAAAACGAAUAGCAGAGGAAAGGAGUUUGAAGAAAUUCCCGAGGGGACUUUCGAGCCAGGAAUAAGAAUCAGAGGAUUGAAGAAAACCUACACAAAGGGUUUGUUUAAAUCCUCUGAAGUGGAUGCACUGAAGGGGGUCUCAAUGGACUUUUACAAAAGUCAAAUAACAGUUCUACUUGGUCACAAUGGUGCUGGUAAAACAACAAUGAUGUCCAUUCUAUCAGGAUUAACGAGUUUAACGGAGGGAGUAAUACUCAUAGAUGGUAAGAACAUCCAGCGAGACCCAUUCAGCAUAAAAAACAACAUCGGCCUCUGCCCACAGGAGAACAUGGUCUUCUCCGAAUUGACGGUCUACCAACAACUUUUCUUCUUCGGAACUUUGAAAGCUCGUAACAAAACAAAGGACCAAUUGAACUCCGCAAUUGAUGUUUUAUUGGAUAAAGUGAAUCUAACGGACAAGCGAAAUUUCACACCGAAUCAGUUAUCAGGAGGUCAAAAGAGAAGAUUGUGCCUUGCGAUGGCUGUCAUCGGCGAUGGAAAUGUUUUGAUACUGGAUGAGCCGACCUCGGGAAUGGAUGCAGAGAGUAAACGCGAAGUUUGGGAUAUUGUACUUAAAAUGAGGGGUGAAAAAACGAUAAUAAUAAGCACACACGACAUGGAAGAGGCUGAUAUCCUGGGGGAUAGAGUAGCUAUAAUGCACACAGGGAGAUUGAAGAGUUACGGAACUUCAAUGUUCCUGAAGAAAUUCUACGGAGAUGGUCAAGUGGAAGUGACUUUGUCUGUUGAGCCCUGGUGUGACCCCUCAAAAAUUAUUCGAGAAAUCAAAGUACCAGCAGAAUUACUGAACCAAGACGAGGGUAAAAUGGUUCUGGCAAUUCCCCAGGUGAAAUCAUUACCAGAGGCUCUGGAUCAUCUGGAGUCAUCGCGAAAGGAUUUGGGUAUCACUGGAAUGAGUGUUUCGAUAAUAACGUUGGAGCAAGUUUUCCUGAGAGUAACUAGGGAUGACGCUGACGCAGUCGAGACCAGGGAGCACAUUGAGUACCCGGAGAAGGUAACGGGACUGGAGUAUUUUCGCCAGUGCUUUUUUGCCUUUUCCCUGAAGAAGUUCACGACUAUACGGAAAAAUGCUAUUCGAUUCUGGCUGAGUUUGCUGUUACCCUGCUUGGCGUGUACAGUUAUGCUGACAGCAUUUGGAGGGAAAACAAAUGAAGGAACACCAAUUUCAUUGACAUUGGAGUCUUACGACUCCCCGGCCGCUUUUGUUAAAUCACCUGAUGCUGAUUUUAGUCGAAUGUAUGCAAAUAGUGUCAGUCAAUUUGGAGGGAGAGCAAACAUCAUUGAAUCGAACUCAUCCAUGAGUGUCACGAAUGCUCUUUUGAAGACAGCUCACGAGGACAUCGGGAUGUACAGAAACGAGUACAUAGUCUCUGCGGAGGUUAAUGGAACAGAAUCGGAUAUGAAAGUCAAUGGAUUUUACUCAGGAACUGCGUAUCUGGGAGUUCCACUGACAUUGAAUGCCCUGUCGAAUGCCAUGCUGAAGGCUGUGACCAAGGACAAGUCUCGCAGGAUCGAAGCCUCGAUCCAGCAGAUUCCAUCAUCCUGGGCGAUCCAGCAGAGGGAGGUAGCCGAUGGUUGGAUGAUCACAGUGGCUAUUAUUGUGUACAUAGCACCAGCCAUCGGUUUACAUGUCACUCAGCCUCUCGAUGAAGCCCGUUCUGGGAUCAAACAGCUGCAGAGUAUGACUGGAGCCUCGAAAUUUGCGUAUUGGGCCUGCAUGUUUCUCCUUGAUUACAUUCAGUACGUAAUAUCGAGUCUAUUGCUUCUGGGCUCAUUCAUUCUCGUCGAUCAGUCACUGGAGAUGAAAUUCUACGGUGAAACCGAGAUUCUUGUCUUUAUGGAGCUGAUGCUGCUGUUUGGAUUGAGCAUGCUACCGUUUGUCUAUUGCAUCAGCUUCCUGAAGAAGUCAUUGAAUACCACAAUGAUUUUCCAGAGUCUUGCUCCAUCGAUUUUGGGAUUGAUGGAAAUGAUUCUGACGAUGGUUGAAGUCAGUUGGAAGAAUAACAUCUUCAAGGACUUCAGGAUGGUGCAGAGUAAAAUCUUCCAGCUGGUUCCCUUUUUGAGUUUCAUGUAUGGACAUGCAACGUACUUUACUGUGGUGUCGAAGAAUGCUAGGUGUCGGAGGAUGACUGAUGAAUUCAUCGCUGUUUCGUGCAUCAUUCGGGAUCCAUGCUGUGGAAGACAGUGCACUAAUGGUGACUGCAAAAAUCCAUUCUCCUAUUUCGAUGUGAAACUACCGAACAGCUCGCCAAGUCUCGCCACCAGUAUGAUAUACCUUGCAGGAUCUUUCCUGUUAUUUUCUGCGAUUAUUCUCGUCAUUGAACAGCGGAUUCUUCAGAGAAUUAUGAGGAAGAUUGUAGGAAACAAAUCGCAAAGGACUAAUACCACUAAAAUGGAUGAAUUAGUGAUGAAGGAAAAGGCAGCUGUUGCUGAUGAAGUGAGAAAGAAAAUCAAUAACAUUGAUGAUGAUGAGAACGAGAACGUAUUCUUAGUUCACGAUUUGAGAAAGAGGUAUGGAAAGCUUGAGGUGGUGAAGGGGAUCAGUUUCAGAGUGAAAGAGGGUGAAUGUUUUGGAUUGCUUGGGGUGAAUGGCGCAGGAAAGAGUACGACAUUCAGAAUGCUGACUGGGGAAGAACAGUCUAAUGGGGGACAGAUGUGGCUGAGAAAUUUCAAUAUUGAAAGUAAUCGGUUAGAAUAUCUGCAGGAAAUGGGCUACUGUCCCCAGCAAGAUGCCAUUAUAGGGACUCUGAAUUCGUGGGAUCAUUUGUACUUAUUCGCAAGGCUUCGAGGUGUUCCAAAGGGUCAAGUGCAUGAUGUCGUUGCGAAAUGGAUUCGGAAACUCAAUCUUACUGCGUGCGCUGAACAACCCAGUAGCACGUACAGCGGAGGGAAUAAGAGACGAUUGAAUAUUGCAAUUGCACUUAUUGGUAAUCCAUCUUUAGUUCUGAUGGAUGAACCGACGACUGGGGUGGAUCCGGCAGCUAGAAGAUCACUGUGGAAUACUCUGAAAAUCUGCCAGGACUCGGGACAAUCAUUUAUCCUCACUUCACACAGUAUGGAGGAGUGCGAGGUACUGUGCAAUCGACUCGUUAUUAUGGUAAAAGGUCAGCUAGUUUGCAUUGGUGCUAGUCAAGAAUUGAAACAACGCUUCGGCGCUGGUUACAAUAUUCACGUGAAACUCUUCCCCAAUCGCAAUUACGCAGACGUGGAGAAUAUUAAGGGAAAAAUAGAGAGCAAUUUGACGUGCAAAUUAACGGAUGAAAAUACAGGUGUUCUCAACUUCCAUGUCACAGACUCCAAAGCCACUUGGACGCUCAUGUAUUCACUGCUGUAUGAGUUGAAGAGUGAUUACAAUUGUAUCGAAGAUUUUGCUGUUCUCUCUUCAACACUCGAGCAACUGUUCAUCCAAUUUGCCAGGGCGCCUGAUGGUGGACAAGAGAAUAAUGGAUAUGUGCAUGAGGAACGGCAAAAGCAGAACAACACAGAAGUUGCUGUUUAAUUUUGUUUAUAUCCACAGGUUAGUAAAGUCCUUCUCUGUUCGAUGUGUCUUAUCCUCGGAAUACGCAGAGGAUUUUUCCUUCGCACCUUGUACUUCUGUGAAUAUAUAAAGAUUAUGCAUACAAAUGAGAAUGUAAAAUAUGUACAGAUAACAGUAAAGUGUCUACAAUUUUCUAAAUUUUGAAAAUAGAGAUUUUUUUAAAGAUUUUCACAUACUCA
Diachasma alloeum is the source of this 5353-nucleotide messenger RNA. Its product is annotated as retinal-specific ATP-binding cassette transporter. The record is from RefSeq and is a predicted model, not a curated record. NCBI's taxonomy places the organism in Eukaryota, Metazoa, Arthropoda, Insecta, Hymenoptera, Braconidae. Bases 150 to 5135 code for a protein of 1661 amino acids. Gene Ontology annotation, biological process: transmembrane transport; lipid transport. The transcript has 3 exons. Gene Ontology annotation, molecular function: ATP hydrolysis activity; ABC-type transporter activity; lipid carrier activity. Gene Ontology annotation, cellular component: membrane; intracellular membrane-bounded organelle.